AUGGAAGAGAUUACAGAGGGAGUGAACACCAUGAACAUCUCCGACUCUCACAAGAAGAAUCGCAUUCAAGUGUCCAAUACUAAGAAACCCCUCUUCUUCUAUGUCAAUCUUGCCAAGUACAUGCAGCAACACAAUGAAGUGGAGCUUUCAGCUCUUGGAAUGGCCAUUGCCACGGUUGUCACUAUUGCAGAAAUUCUGAAAAACAAUGGACUGGCUGUUGAGAAAAAAAUCAUGACAUCUACCGUGGAUAUCAAGGAUGAAUCUAGGGGAAGACCUGUCCAAAAAGCCAAGAUUGAGAUUUUACUGGGGAAGACAGCCAACUUUGACGAGUUAAUGGCUGCUGCACAAGAGGAGAGGGAAAUUGCGGCCAACUUUGUUGAGGAGCAGAGCUGAAGGGAGAAAUGUCCAUCACUCGACUAAUUAUUUUCCAAGUGUCGAUAGUGGUAGAUGUGCCUGGUAACCAGUUUUCUUGAUUUAUGGGUCCUCAGAGUGGUCCUUAGAAUAGCAUUCAGGCAGUUUUAGUAGCUUUGUGGUGGUUAUGUCUUCCCCUUGUUGUUUCAGAAUAAUUGUUCAGUGUUCAAAGUUUCAUUUUUGUUGUUC
Molecule: messenger RNA, 600 nt
Organism: Cornus florida
Lineage: Eukaryota; Viridiplantae; Streptophyta; Magnoliopsida; Cornales; Cornaceae
Exons: 5
Coding region: 1-393 (130 amino acids)
Cellular component (GO): nucleus
Molecular function (GO): RNA binding
Source: RefSeq, a predicted model, not a curated record